ACUGCCCUGUUUUCAUAACCUUGGAGAGUGCGGUGGCCUGCAGGACACGGCAGCAAAAACUGGGUAACGGUGGGAGCAGCUGCCGAGUGGAAAGCCCAGUAAAAAGGGGACUGACUCCUCUUAAGGAGGAAAGUGAUGGCUCCGUGGGAUCAAAAAAGGAAACGCCAAAUUGAAGCAGAGGUCAUGUUCUUCUCCGUAACUUCUCAGACACAGUAGAAAAGAAAUUGAGAAGUCUGGUGUGACUGCUUAAGCUUCCAACUUCUGCUCUGGUGAGGCUGACACAGAAAACAGGAAGUCCAGCUCUCGGGUGUAAGGGUUCAAAGUCUAACCACUGAGACAGGGCGGCACAGAUUGCAGGGAGGGAGGAGAACCCAGGCUAGCAACGGUUACCCCACACUAUUGGAGACUGUCCCAGUACAACUUUAGAGACAGAUUUUUUAUUUACAGAAAAUCAGUUAUUUCUCUUAAGGAACCCCAAGGUCCAAGGCGGCAGAUGAGGACAGGGUGCAACAUCAUUACCCUGUUCCUGACUGGCCUUCCCCUGAGACAGGAAAGGCUCUGGUGCUGGGCCUGCCGUACCAGCCCCGCUCUUUUACUGCACCCCCAGCAGCACCAGCACCAGCAGCAUGGUGGAUACCUUCUUGAGGGCCAUUAUUGUACGUUUCUCACCACUCGGCUUACUUAGGACUGUCCCAACACAUCACAAGUGUUAGAAUAACUUGAAACCCCAAAGGGGAAGAGUCAGGAUUUCUGAUUUACCGGGGAAAUCCUUGGGCUCUUUGCAGAUUUGCCCACCUCCUCCCCAGCAGCCUUCAGCUUCCAUUCACCAGUGGGCUGAUGGCGAGACAAAGCCCCAACCUCGGCCAAGCCGAAAAACUGCUGCUCGGCCCAAAUGCUCUGGAUCCAGGGGCCCACUUGCCUUAUAGCCACACACCUAAAAGAGGUAUAAAUCAUACCAGUUAUAUUUAUGAAAUAAAAGCUACAGCAUUUGGUGAUCAAAAAGCCAGGUACAGGACUUCCCUGGUGGCACAGUGGUUAAGAAUCCGCCUGCCAAUGCAGGGGACACGGGUUCGAGCCCUGGUCCGGGAAGAUCCCACAUGCCACAGGUUCACCACAACUACUAAUCCCAUGCACCACAACUACUGAGGCUGCGCUCUAGAGCCCGCAAGCCACAACUACUGAGCCCGUGUGCCACAACUACUAAGCCCGUGUGCCACAACUCUUGAAGCCCGCGCACCUAGAGCCUGUGCUCCGCAACAAGAGAAGCCACCACAAGGAGAAGCCCGCGCACCGCGACGAAGAGUAGCCCCUGCUCGCUGCAACUAGAGGAAGCCCGCGCGCAGCAACGAAGACCCAACGCAGCCAAAAAAAGCCAGUUAUGAUUCCCAGGUCUGACUUUGCUGACUGGACAGAAUUUCAGCUACCUACCCAAGCAAGAUGAAGAUUCCAUUUGUGGAACCUGCCAUUUGCCUUAGUGUAUUUGCUAUGACUUUGACUGCUCCACUGACAACACAAUAUGUGUACAGGAGAAUAUGGGAGGAAACAGGCAACUACAGCAUUGCACCCGAUAGCAAUGUUUCUGAGUGUGCAAAAAACAAAAGCAGCCCAAUUUUCGCAUUCCAGGAGGAAGUUCAGAAAAAAGUGUCUCUUUUUAAUCUGCAGAUGGACAUAAGUGGGUUAAUUCCUGGUCUCGUGUCUACAUUCAUGCUUCUGUCUCACAGUGACCACGGAGGACGAAAAUUCCCUCUGAUUUUGUCUUCUGUGGGUGCUCUUGCAAACAGUGCUUGGCUCUGUCUGCUUUCCUAUUUUGCCUUUCCAAUCCAGCUUUUGAUUGCAUCUACCUUUUUGGGUGCACUUUGUGGCAAUUACACCACACUUCUGGGAGCCUCUUUUGCCUACAUAGUUGAUCAAUGUAAAGAAAAGAAACAAAGAACAAUUCGAAUAGCUAUAAUUGACUUCCUGCUUGGAAUUGUCACUGGAUUAACAGGAUUGUCUUCUGGCUAUUUUAUUAGAGAACUAGGUUUUGUGUGGUCGUUUUUAAUUGCUACUAUGGCUCUUACUGUUAACUUGAUUUAUAUUUUAUUCUUUCUUGAGGAUUCGAUGAAAGAGCCUUCAUCUCAGAAUGUUUCUAUAUCAUGGACUGAAGGCUUUAAAAACUUAUUUAACCGAACUUACAUGCUUUUUAAAAAUAAUUCUGGUGAGCAACGAUCUUUGCUCUGUUUGUUGCUUUUUACAAUGAUCACUUAUUUUUUCGUGACAAUUGGCAUUUCCCCCAUUUUUAUCCUUUAUGAAUUGGAUUCACCGCUCUGCUGGGAUGAAGUUUUAAUAGGUUAUGGAUCAGCUUUGGGUAGUGUCUCCUUUUUCAGCAGUUUCCUAGGAAUAUGGCUUUUUUCUUAUUGUAUGGAAGAUAUUCACAUGGCCUUCAUUGGAAUUUUUACCACCAUGGUAGGAAUGGCUAUGAUUGCUUUUGCCAGAACAACACUGAUGAUGUUUUUAGUCAGGCUGCCAUUCCUUUUCACUGUCGUACCACUCUCUGUUCUACGGUCCAUGAUAUCCAAAGUGGUUCGUUCUACUGAACAAGGCACCAUGUUUGCUUGUCUGGCUUUCUUAGAAACACUUGGUGGAAUCACUGCAGUUUCUACUUUCAACGGAAUUUAUUCAGCCACCGUUGCUUGGUACAAAGGCUUCGUCUUUCUGCUCUCCGCUGUUUUAUUACUAAUUCCAGCCAUCAGUCUAUGUGCUGUCAAGUGCGUCAGCAGGAAUGCGGGAAGCUAUGUCCUUCUUAUACAAGAAGAAUCCAGCGAAGACUCUUCAGACAGAUGAUUAAUUGUGAUUAAAAAAAACCCAAAUGCUCAUAUCAUAUGCUCUUGACUUCUGAAGGAUAUAAACUAGCUCCACAAUCAGUACUUCAUGAAUAAUCAGUGCUGCAAGUCCUUUCUUCUAAACUAAACAGAGAAAUAGUUGCUGCUCUAGCUUCUUACAGCACCAUGCACUUUGAGCACUUUAUGAAGAUCAUGUGACAUAUUCCCAGUAGAUAAAAAAACAAAUCUCAAGACACCUCCCACUUUGGGAUUUACAAAAGAAACUGAAACUUAUCGGUAUAAGAUGGGACUAAGAAAUAUGAUACAAUCAAAAGCAAUAAUCUCCCUGAUAUACUCCAGUCUCUCACAUUAAGACCAGGAAGAACUCUUUGUCUGCCUCAGUUUCUUCAUCUGCAAAAUGAGUUUUUGACCCCUCUCAAAGAUUUUCAAGGCGUAACUGUUGAAAAUUAUGAUGAGUCAGUCGCUUAUAGGAAAAUGAUAGAAGUUUCAAGCAUUCAUAAUAUAAUUUUCUUCUACUUGGGUAAUGCUUUGUUUUUUAGAGCCCAUCAAGGUGUUAGUGAUAGUCAAAGCUCUCAGUAGCUGCAAUAUCCUUCAAAGGGAAGCACUUUAAUGAAUACGUUUUCACUUUUCCUAAUAUGUUUCAUCAGUGACAGGCAUGAUAAUAUUUCCAUAAGUAACACAGGGGUGACUGAAAAGAAAGAUUACAAGUAGUUCCUAAAGAAAUGUAAAAACUGAGUAAACAGGCAAUCAUGAUGUAAAGUAACUAGUAUUUAUAGAGUCAAUAUUCAUUCCUUCUUUCUGUCAAAGGGUAUCCAUCUCUUACUGCCUUACACUCAUCCUGGGACCACCAUGGUCCCUGAAAACACCGCAUCCCCUCCUGCCUCCUGUCUGCACACAGGGUUCCAUUGGGCCUUCUUCCCUCCCUACGUUGAAACUUUUAAGUCUCAGCCAAGGCAAAGCUUCCGCUUCCUCCGUGUCCCUUCCGGACAUUUCUACCCUCACCUCCCGCCCACCUCCACCCCCCACCCCCGUCCCUGCAGGGCUCCCACAGCUCUCUGGGUGCCGCCAUCCAAGCGUUUUCCCUCGUCUUGUAAUGUUUGUUCCCCUACUUGACAAUGAGCACCUUGAGGACAGGGACAAUCUUUGAUUCCUCGUUAUAGCCACGAUAAAAUUUGAACUAAAUGA
Messenger RNA from Physeter macrocephalus (sperm whale), 4007 nucleotides. It is a transcript of the gene SLC46A3, whose product is annotated as solute carrier family 46 member 3. Gene Ontology annotation, cellular component: lysosomal membrane. Gene Ontology annotation, molecular function: transmembrane transporter activity. Gene Ontology annotation, biological process: vacuolar transmembrane transport. Bases 1438 to 2823 code for a protein of 461 amino acids. NCBI's taxonomy places the organism in Eukaryota, Metazoa, Chordata, Mammalia, Artiodactyla, Physeteridae. The record is from RefSeq and is a predicted model, not a curated record. The transcript has 8 exons.